AUGUACCGCGGCGUGUCGUGCCUCCUGUGCCCGGUGCAGCUCGGCGCGUUUAAACAGUGCGUCGACGGGCGGUGGUGCCACGUCGUCUGCGCGCAGUGGACGCCGGAGAUCGUCAUCAAGGACGCGAACGAUUUGCAGUGCGUCGAGGGCGUGCAGAGCAUCCCGAAGGAACGCGCGAACCAGCGGUGCCUCGCGUGCGGGAAAGCCGCCGGCGUUCCCAUGCGGUGCUCGUACGGGCACUGCCAGACGACGUUCCAUCCGUUGUGCGCGCGGCAGGCGGGGAUGCACGUC
This is a messenger RNA of Micromonas pusilla CCMP1545, 291 nucleotides long. RefSeq lists its product as uncharacterized. The transcript has a single exon. Lineage: Eukaryota; Viridiplantae; Chlorophyta; Mamiellophyceae; Mamiellales; Mamiellaceae. The annotation marks the transcript as partial. The record is from RefSeq and is a predicted model, not a curated record. Gene Ontology annotation, biological process: regulation of transcription by RNA polymerase II.